Molecule: messenger RNA, 3194 nt
Organism: Malurus melanocephalus (red-backed fairy wren)
Lineage: Eukaryota; Metazoa; Chordata; Aves; Passeriformes; Maluridae
Gene: CFAP70
Product: cilia and flagella associated protein 70
Exons: 26
Coding region: 2-3127 (1041 amino acids)
Biological process (GO): cilium movement; cilium assembly
Cellular component (GO): motile cilium; extracellular exosome
Molecular function (GO): protein binding
Source: RefSeq, a predicted model, not a curated record
CAUGGAGGACCCAGCGGGGCUGACUGGUGGGAAGGAGUCGGAUGAUUUGGAUUUUCCUGAUGUGUCACAGCCCAUACCAGUACACAUCACAAUUGUGAAGGUGCAGGACCUGAAAAAUCUCAAAAGCAGCGUGUUGGUUUCAUCGGUGCGUGUGGAGUACAACGGMAUGCUCCUGGGAGAAUCCCCCAAGAUUGAUGUCCUGCCAGAUGGGACAGCAGAAUAUGACUUCAGCACCAGCUUUGAGUGCAGCCGCAAUGGGCCCCACACCGUGGAUGUGGUUGUGCACAAACCACUGCUCUUGACAGUGCUAGAAGUGGGGCAGAAGGAUAAGAAAAAACCGGAGAAAUUAAUACCUAUUGGCCAAGCCGUGGUGGAUCUUUUACCUCUGGUGCAAGGAGAGUGUACACUGAAGAUCUCUACUCCUGUGUAUGCAGUGGGCUCAUCAGAGAGGCUUCGCCCUGAGGCCAUGGCUACAAUUGAAGUGACAGUGAGCUCCAAAGACAUCCUGCUCUCUGCCACCGAGUUCUGGACUGGGAGCCUCCUGAGUGUCAYGCUGGAGGCAGCUUAUUCUGUCCCUGAAGGCUUUACCACUGAAGCCCAGCAAAGCUACAUGGCUUGCUUGCAAAUACCAACAGCUGACAAUGAAUUGGUAGUGCUCUUCAAGGACGGCAUCCUGAAGGCUGAUGGUGAAAAAGAACCGUGUCCCCGGCCUAAAAAAUGGCCCCUUGGUGGCAUUGUGGCCCCUGCUGCUCAGGCCAUACCCUCCUCCUUCAUUGUUGGUGGGCCUUAUGAAGAAGAGGAUGGAGAGCUCACCAAAACGGAGGAUAGGGAAUUCAGGAUCCAGGCAGAGAGCAAGAAGAAAAUCGUGUGGGACAUGGAAAGGCGCUGUUUCCUGGAYGUUGUUUCAGUGGCUGUCCUGCGGAGACGCAUUACUCAGUGCCGCUUCUGGCCCGUGGAGCUCUGCAGGUUGACCGUUGUCUCAGCURGCAAAGGGAAAGCCAGCAAAGUUGAAAAGGGAGAUGACGACAAGCAGGUUCCCUUCCAUGGAGUGGCAUAUGUCGACAUGGGGCCUUUGCUGUGCCCUGGGGUGAAGCAGAUCCGAGGGGCCUUCCGUGUCUAUACCUACCAGGACAACGAGGUGUUUGCGAAGACCAAAACUCAGCACAGUAUUUUCCGGGAUCGCAGGUCAGAGAUCAGUCUGAUCAAGGAAGGGAUGGCAUCCUCUCCUGUUUCCAAAGCUGCUCCCAGUAAGGCUCAGAAGGAAGAGAAAGGUUCUUCUAACCUGCAAUACAAUGAGGCAGGAACAUUCCUGAUAAUAGAGAUAAUGCUGGACAAGCCCUUGGUCCCGAAGCGGCAGCGGGAGGAGCUCGCCCAACGGGUCAAGGAAAUUAUUCCACCCCAUGCUACGCUGCCUGGCCGGACAGACGGAGCUGAGAAGGCRGUGGAAGAUUAUCACAAACGAGUCACCAGUGUUGCACUUUCCAUCCUGAGUGAAUACCACGAUCUUUUUGGGAAGGAUCUGCCUGACAAGGGAGCCAUAGACCACAAAAUCCUGGAGGAACAGAAGCGCCAGCUCAACUAUGAGCUCAACACCUCUGGGAAAUACUUUGCUUUUAAGGAACAGCUAAAGUAUUCUGUGGUAAAGAUUGUGAGGGAGAAAUACCUGAAGACCACAGCRUUUGAGACCAAGGAGGAGCUCCAGACCUUUCUCUGUGAGCUCUACGUGUACCUCAUGGACCACAUGCAYAUUGCCCUGAACAAGCUCCUGUCUGAAGAAGAUGUUUCUUCUGCCCCUCCAUCCCUCACRACCAGCAAUCAGCUCGGGCUCUUUGCUCGCGAAGCUGAAGCCGACAAGAACUUUGACCUGGCCUGUCUCUUCCACAAGCAGAGGAUAGCUCAGGACCAGCACAAUGUCCAGUCCUGGCUGGACUAUGGAGCGUUCUGCCUCCUGCAUGAGACCACCACCAAAGCCCAGGAGUGCUUCCAGCAAGCCCUUCGUCUGGACCCUGAGCACGUCCAGAGCUUGCUGCUUUGUGGGAUUAUGGCUGUCAUGCUGCAACACUGGGAAGAGGCAGAGAUUUUCUUUGAGGAUGCCUGCUGCUUGGACCCAUCCAACAUCAUAGCCUGGACCCUUUCAGGUUUGUUUUAUGAGCUGCAGAAUAAUUAUAUUCGGGCAGAAAGGAACUUCCGUGAGGCUAAGAAGCUCCUGCGAACACAGCUGGAGGAGGAGAGGAGAAUGCUUGAGGCUGGUGAGGCAGAAGAAGGGAAAAAGCCCAGUUUUCCCUACACAGACCCAGAGGAACRCUUGCCAGAAAAGACUUUGGAUGACUCAGCUGACCAACAGCCAGAGGUGGUGGAGGGUGUGACAUCCAAGGAAGAGGCACCGCUGGAAGACCUGGAAGCACUAUACAUUGCUUCAGGGCCUCAGCGAGCUCCCUGCACAAUCUUCAUGAAGACGUUGGAAUUCCUGAUGAAAGUCAAUGCUGUCCGGUUUGUUCACAUGGCACUGGCCCACGAGAUGCUGAGCCUUCAGGGAGGCCCCACCUGUGCCUACUACCUGGCUCUGGCCUGGACCUACUCGGUGCAGAACGACCUUGUCAGAUGUGARGAAUGUCUGCAUGAGGCUAUUCGGGUCGACCCCUUGAAUCCAAAUGUUUGGGCUCAGAAGGGGCACCUAUGCUACCUGAGGAAGGACUUCAAGAAGGCAAAAGAUUACUAUGAGCGAGUCAUCAGCUUUAUGGAGGAUGCUUCAGAUAUGCACUUUGUCUACCUGCGCCUGGGCUCCAUCUACCUGGAAGAGAAACAGUAUUCCCGGGCCAAGCACAUCUACCUGCUUGCCUGUAAUGACUCUCCCUCCUGCCUCACCUGGCUGGGCGUGGGCAUCGCCUGCUACAGGAUGGGACAGAUGGUGGAAGCAGAAGAUGCUCUCUCUGAAGCCAAUACCCUAAACAACACCCACGCUGAAGUGUGGGCGUAUCUCGCCCUCGUCUCCCUGAAUGGCGGGCGGCAGCUGGAAGCGGAGCAGUGCUACAAAUACACCCUCAAGCUCGGCCUGCAGAACGACGAGCUGCUGACGGAGAUCCGCGCCCUCCAGCACCGCUUCGGCUUCGGCGACCCCUCCUUCUGAGCCCUUGGGCACAUAAAGUCCCCCCGCCCUGAGCGUUCCUGCCCGGCUCUGUCGCCAUCGUGUCACG